CUGCAACUUAUAUAAAUGACAGCCAAAAUCAAACAUUUGAUUUCAUAAAUUAUACAUGAACAGAGCAGUAUAGUGAUUAUAGUAUAGUUAUGUUCAGUUGUGGUGAUCGAGUGUAGCCAGUAGGUACAUCACGCUGAAAAGCGCUUUCUGUUUCGUCUAAUAAAUCCAAACAUUGAACACUCAUAGAAAACAUAGAGCUUACCGAGUUUUAUGACCCACCCCGUAUCCUCCUAUCUGUUGGCAAAUAGGUGGUGAUUGUUUUUACGUCAUUUGCCGUCGAGAAGUGCUUAAGUCAUCAGUCUGGCAUACUUAUUCGUAACAGUGCAAUACACUCGAUGGUUAAAAUACAAGGUACUCACAAGGACAACUCGGUUUUAAACUCUUCGAUAUGAUCAGAAUCCCGACUUCCGAAAUUGACCAAUAAGUGGUGAUUGUUUUUAAGAGCUUAAGUCACCAGUCAGGCAUACUUGUUCGUAACGGUGACGUUAAAAUUGAAAGUACUUACAAGCGCAACUGGGUUUGAAACUCUGAUCAGGAUGCUCCCGACCUCCAAAAUUGACCCUUGGAUUAACCUUAUUUACCUUUUUGUUUUAAUUCCGAGUCCUCUUUUCGUGAACUCCUUCCUGCUCGACCCCCACAUCCGGGCAAAAUUGAAACUAAGGUCUCAGAAAGCUGAACUACGCAGGUUGACAUACGCGAACCUCCUGAGUGCAGCGCCGGUGGGGAGUCCCCUGUUCUUGUCGCCCAUCAUAAAAAAAGGCGAUUUCGCCGAGGCGCAACGACUCGCCACGGUCCAGCCGAUCCCACCUUUACUCCCCGGGAUCGAGAGCUUCUCCGGCUAUAUCACGGUCAACGAGAAUCUCGGAUCCAACUUGUUCUUCUGGAUGUUCAAAUCUUUCGAGGGCGACUGGAAAACGAAACCGCUUGUUAUUUGGCUACAAGGCGGCCCGGGAGUAACGUCGUUGUACGGACUGUUGUACGAAAUCGGGCCUUUCUACCUCAACGACAAGGUGAAACUCGUCAGGAGGAAGUACACGUGGUGCCAGAAGUACAACCUCCUGUUCAUCGACAACCCUGUCGGGGCCGGCUUCAGCUUCACGAAACAGGACGCCGGCUACCCGACCUUGGAACUGGAUAUAGCGACGAACCUCUAUUCGUUCAUCGUUCAAUUCUACGGAAUGUUCCCCGAGUUAAAAAAUAACCCUCUGUACAUCACAGGUGAGUCUUACGCCGGUAAGAUGAUCCCCGCCUUCGCGCACUACAUCCACCUGCGCAACCAGGAGAACGCGGGGAAGGGCCUCGUCGUGCCGCUGUCCGCGGUGGCGAUCGGCAACGGUUGGUCGGACCCCUUCUACAUGAUGGAGUACGCCGACUACUUGUACCAACACGGUUUCAUCGACUUCAACACGAGAGACCUAUUCCACACGUACGAAGAGGAGGCGCGAGCCGCCAUGAGAGCCAAAGAGUGGUCCAAAGCCAAAUCCGUAUUCUACGACAAGCUUUUCUGGGCCAUGUACAACGUCACCGGUCUAGACGCUCCGUAUAACUACAUCAACGACGUCGACGUACUGCAACCCGACGAGGAUUUCUUCGCGAAACCGGACGUGAGGCGACUGCUCCACGUCGGCAAUCACAAAUGGCAGUUCGGGAGCGAGAAAGUCGCGGACUCGAUGGACUCGGCGUUCAUGCAGCCGGCGAAGCCGUGGAUCGAGGACAUCCUCAACUGGGAGGCGUUCCCCUUCGUGUCGUACAGCGGGCAGCUGGACAUCAUCUGCGCCUACCCUUUGAGCGAGAAUCUGUUCCGUAACCUCAAGUGGAAGUACGCCGAUGCGUACUUGAAGGCGAAGAGGUGCAAGAUACUGGAGGGAGAUGCGACGGUUGGGUACUUCAAAACGGUCGGCCUUUUUACGGAGAUCCUGUUCCGGAAUUGCGGGCACAUGGUUCCCGGGGACCAGCCUCUGGUUGCGUUCAAAUUCUUGGAUACGCUUAUUGGGAACAGGACGGCGGGAUUUAGGUGUGAUUGAUUCAGCUUGCUUGAAAAUGAGCCGUUAGACAGGGUGCGAAUUUGUGCAUUAUGGUCGUGUCAAAAUUUUACAUGGAACACGAAUAAAGGAGACGAAAGUAACUCCUGACGAAUA
Messenger RNA from Bemisia tabaci, 2138 nucleotides. The record is from RefSeq and is a predicted model, not a curated record. Lineage: Eukaryota; Metazoa; Arthropoda; Insecta; Hemiptera; Aleyrodidae.